AUGAAUAGACAUUUACGAUCAGGUUCUGAAAAAAAAAUUUGGUUAAUUGAUUAAAAAACAGGGAGUACAAGUCUGAGAACAUCAGCAUCCCGUAUUCGUUUAGGUAAUGUUAAUUCGUAACCAUCAAUCAGAUAAUAUUAUAGUGGUUAAGUAGUGUAUAAUAAUAUGUAGUACUUUUAUGAUAAGCAUAAAUCGUAUAAUAAAGAUAUUUCGAAAGUGUUUAACAAAUUUAACAAAUUGAAUUAUUUACCAUAAUAGCAUAGUUUAUAAAAUCUUACUUAAGAUCAUUAUGUUACUAGAAUAAUUCCGGUAUCUCCUAGUCAAACGGUGUUUUUAGAUUAACAAAUAAAUACGAAAGUAAACUCAAGCAAAAUGUCUCAUCGUAAAGUAAAUUCUUUGUUAACUGUAAAUAAAAUGUCAUAUUAUUAAGUUUACACAAAAAUAAAAACUAAAAAAUGCAGGAUCCAUAUAAAAUAUAAAAUUAAAGGAAAGAUUAGUAUUGAUAGUAUUAAAUCACAACUUGACUAAGUACAAUUUUAUAAUAAACAUUGAUGCAAAUCAAUAGAUAAUUUAAGAUAUUGUUAUUUUAAUAUACCUAUACCAUUACAAAGAAGUUCAUAAAGAGAAGCUGAAAUAUUGCUCCAUUAAGUAGGUAAGGAAUUAUUAGAUUAAUUAAAAUUGGGAUAAAUUGAUUUAUAUUUUUAUUCUAAAGUAAUAAUAUUAUUGAUUUAGAAAGGAGAGCCUUUGAAAUCUUUAUUUGAUUGUUAAAAUCAUAAG
Paramecium sonneborni is the source of this 777-nucleotide messenger RNA. The record is from the annotation of a GenBank genome assembly. NCBI's taxonomy places the organism in Eukaryota, Ciliophora, Oligohymenophorea, Peniculida, Parameciidae.